GCCGCCGCGGCUGCAGUGCGCAGGAAAGCGGGGCCCGCACCCAAGCGCCCAAGCCUAAAGGGGCCUGGGUCCGGGCAUCUGGCGGACGCGCCGGGCUGUGCGCGCUAGCGCAGCAGCCUGACCAGCAGCAGCCACCCGCGCGGCGGGGAUGCCCGGACGCCGGGCCCGGGGGCUGGGCCCCCGGCGGUAACCGGAGCGGGGGGGCCGCGCCCCCCCUCCUUCCCCCACCUCGCUGGUUCCAGAGCCGCAGCUGCUGCGCCCGCGCGCUCCCGGGGACAUUCUAACGGCCGCCGGGCCCCGCCGCCUCUCGCCCCGCUAUUAAUACCGGCGGCCCGGGAGAGGGGCGCAGCGCAGUCAUGGGGACGCUGCUGGCUUUCGUGGUCGGCACGGCGCUGAUGUCCUCCGCCUGGGCGGGCUGUGUGGAGGUAGACUCGGAGACGGAGGCGGUGUACGGGGACACCUUCAAAAUUCUGUGCAUCUCCUGCAAGCGCCGCAGCGAAACCACCGCUGAGACCUUCACGGAGUGGACCUUCCGCCAGAAGGGCACUGAGGAGUUUGUCAAGAUCCUGCGCUAUGAGAACGAGGUGCUGCAGCUGGAGGAGGACGAGCGCUUCGAGGGCCGGGUGGUGUGGAACGGCAGUCGGGGCACCAAGGACCUGCAGGACCUGUCCAUCUUCAUCACCAACGUCACCUACAACCACUCGGGCGACUACGAGUGCCACGUCUACCGCCUGCUCUUCUUUGAGAACUAUGAGCACAACACCACCGUCGUCAAAAAGAUCCACUUGGAGGUGGUGGACAAAGCCAACAGAGACAUGGCGUCCAUUGUGUCUGAGAUCAUGAUGUACGUGCUCAUCGUGGUGUUAACCAUAUGGCUUGUGGCAGAGAUGGUUUAUUGUUACAAGAAGAUCGCUGCUGCCACAGAGGCUGCUGCGCAAGAAAAUGCUUCGGAAUACCUGGCCAUCACCUCAGAAAGCAAAGAGAACUGCACGGGUGUCCAGGUGGCCGAAUAGCCCUGGCCCUGGGCUCCUCAAGGAAGAGCCAGCCUAAUGGGGAACUGCCGGGCAAAGCCUGCCCCCAAUGGGGGUUGGCCAUUCCUGGGCCUCCACAGCCUCAGAGUCCUGCCAGCGGAGCUGCUAGCGGGGGAGGGACAGGUGGCUUAGCUCACGCCCUUAAUCCAGCCUUCCUCCUCCUGCCCACGUGCCCACUCUCGCCAUGCAUGAUGGCUAAAGCAAUACUGCCGCUGCUGCCACCCCUGCUUCUGCUGCCUGUUUUUUUUGGGGUGGGGGCGGUGAGGUGGGGGCAGCGGCUCCGCACCCCUCCUUCUUGCUGAUUUGCACACAUUGGCCGCUCAGACACGCGCUGUGGGGCCCAGCCCCUCCCUGCCCGGCGGGGUCGCGAAGGCCAGAACGGUUUUGCGCAGGGGGUUCUGGAGCCCACUUCAGCCCUCACCGACAUGUCCCCUCCUGCUUCCUCUGGCUGGACCUGGGGGUCCCCUCUCCUGUGAUGCACUCUUGCCCAGCCCACCCUCUCUCACCAGCCUUGGAUUGGGGCCACUUAGAAAGUGGUCCAGACAGCCUCGUCUCUCUUUACACAAGUAGUUUUGUUCGUGAAAUAAAGAUUCUUGGACUUGA
Messenger RNA from Eptesicus fuscus (big brown bat), 1634 nucleotides. It is a transcript of the gene SCN1B, whose product is annotated as sodium voltage-gated channel beta subunit 1. The record is from RefSeq and is a predicted model, not a curated record. Bases 357 to 1013 code for a protein of 218 amino acids. NCBI's taxonomy places the organism in Eukaryota, Metazoa, Chordata, Mammalia, Chiroptera, Vespertilionidae. Gene Ontology annotation, biological process: cardiac muscle cell action potential involved in contraction; sodium ion transport; regulation of heart rate by cardiac conduction. Gene Ontology annotation, molecular function: sodium channel regulator activity. Gene Ontology annotation, cellular component: voltage-gated sodium channel complex. The transcript has 6 exons.